This is a messenger RNA of Thlaspi arvense, 400 nucleotides long. The record is from the annotation of a GenBank genome assembly. NCBI's taxonomy places the organism in Eukaryota, Viridiplantae, Streptophyta, Magnoliopsida, Brassicales, Brassicaceae.
AUAAAAUAUGGCAUCAAAGAUCACAUUCUUUAUCCUCCUUGCUCUCGUUAUCGCUUCGGAAGCUCAGGUUUAUCUUCCUUGCCAUACACAAAGAGAUUGCGUACAAAUUCACUGCUAUGGCCUCCCAUCUUUUUGUAUAAAUAAGCAAUGCGUUUGUCCGCAGACUCAUCAAGCUAAACUCGACAGCCUUAAAACAAUGAGUAAUGCCCAGACGUGCAAGUUGACGAGUGAUUGUGAUCCUCGUAUGAGAUCUACAUGUGUCUCGGGCUCGUACGUGUGUUUUGAAGGCUAUUGUACUUGUGCACAUUAAUGCCUAGUAUUAUUAAUACAUGCAUGUUUCUUGCUUUUUCUAUCUUAGAAAUAAUUCCUCAAUGAUAAUAUUAUAACAUUUAUUCUGAAA